This is a messenger RNA of Aspergillus saccharolyticus JOP 1030-1, 2029 nucleotides long. Its product is annotated as rRNA-processing protein PWP1. The transcript is spliced from 2 exons. Lineage: Eukaryota; Fungi; Ascomycota; Eurotiomycetes; Eurotiales; Aspergillaceae. Bases 261 to 1856 code for a protein of 531 amino acids. Gene Ontology annotation, molecular function: protein binding. The record is from RefSeq and is a predicted model, not a curated record. Gene Ontology annotation, cellular component: nucleus. Gene Ontology annotation, biological process: rRNA processing.
UUCCUUACGGGUUUUUUUUGUUGUUAUCUCUUUCUAGAAUUUGGGACUCUUGUGGAGAGGUUCUUCAUCACUUAAUCUUUUUAUAUUCAACUCUGGGUAUAUAGCCAAGUCUUGAAGAAGUUUUUCCUGUGCUGGCCCAAUACGCGCGGAGAAUUUCUUAUCUAUCUCCGUCCGCUUUUUUUUUCUACAUUCUCCCUUUGAUCUCAUUCUAAACGACAAGAGUCUGGUAGAAGGGAGAAAAAGGUCCCUCCACAUUCAAUAUGUCGUCAAUGAUUACUACGGCUUCGUGGGUGCGACAAGGUGUCGCAGCCCAGUUCCCCACGAAAUAUGAAAUCAACGAGGAGGAGAUGGAUCGCAUAUCGAAGCUAGCUAAGAUGCAGCUCGAGGAAGCGCAGGGCGAUCUGAAGGCUGCGCAGGAGGAUGAGGCUAUGGAGGAGGAUCACAAGGAUGAUGCGAUGGAGGCCGAUGAGAAGCCCGCGGAGGAGUCGGAGAAGAAGAAUGUUACCGAUGAUGACGACCUGAAAGAGUACGAUCUCGAGCACUACGACAGUGAUGAGGUGGAUGAGGAUGGCGAGAAGAUCACCAUGUUCGGCAAUGUCAAGUCGCUGGCUUAUCACCAACCGAACGAGGAAGAUCCGUACCUGGUCAUGCCGCCGGAGGAGGAAGAUGAGGAAAGAGAGGAGCUGCAGAUUAUGCCGACGGACAAUCUUUUGCUGGCUGGUAAGGUGGAGGAUGAGGUCGCUCAUCUCGAGGUUUACGUCUACGAGGACGCCGCCGAUAAUCUCUAUGUGCACCACGAUAUCAUGCUGCCCGCCAUCCCUCUGGCGGUGGAGUGGCUCGACAUCCCCGUGGGCAAGGCCACUGAGGGCCGGACUACAGGUAACUUCGUCGCGGUCGGAACGAUGGAACCGGAUAUUGAGAUCUGGGACCUCGACAUCGUCGACUGCAUGUAUCCCAAUGCCAUUCUGGGCCAGGGUGCUGCUGACGCCGAGGGCAAGAAGUCCAAGAAGAAGAAGCCCAAGGCGAAUGACGAGUACCACAUUGAUGCCGUGUUGGCCUUGGCCGCCAACCGCCAACACCGCAACCUGCUAGCUUCCGGCUCGGCGGACCGCACGGUGAAGUUGUGGGACCUGCAAACCACCAAGUGCGCCAAGUCUUACUCUCACCACACCGACAAGGUCUGCUCGCUGAACUGGCACCCCACUGAAUCUACGAUCCUCUUGACCGGUAGUUACGACCGGACCGUGGUGGCCGCAGAUAUGAGAGCCCCCGACUCCAAGGCUCGCUGGGGCGUGGACACGGAUGUCGAGAACGUGCGCUGGGACAUUCACGACCCCAACUUCUUCUACGUGACGACGGACGGCGGUAUGGUUUACCGCUACGAUGUGCGCAACAUCCCCGCCACACCCAAGGAGUCGAAGCCCGUGUGGUCGCUGCAGGCGCACGACUCUUCCGUGUCGGCAUUCGAUAUCAACCCAGCGAUUCCUGGUUUCCUUGUCACUGGAUCCACGGACAAGCAGGUGAAGCUCUGGAAUGUCGAGGACAACAAGCCCAGCAUGGUCGUUUCGCGCAAAUUGGAGGUGGGCAAGGUCUUCUCAACGUCUUUUGCACCGGAUGCCGACGUGAGUUUCCGCCUGGCCGUGGCCGGCAGCAAGGGCGUGGUCCAGAUCUGGGAUACCUCCACCAACGCGGCCGUGCGUCGCGCAUUCGUGUCGCGCAUGCCGUCCUUGGAAGGUGAGGUGAAGGAGCGCAUGGUGGGCAUGCAGCCCGAUCAGGAUGAAUCAGACGAUGAUGCUGGACAGGAGGUUGGCGCUGGGCACGGUGGUGAUGGCUGGGAGUCGAUGGAUGAGGAUUAAGAGAGAGAAAAGAAGUAGUGUGAGGACGAAUGUGGAGACAAUGAUGUCGACCCAAAAAAAUUCACGAGGAUAUCUAGAUAGCUUUUUUUUUUCUUACUUUUCUCCUGUACUGCGAUUGACGUCUCUUUUCCCUUUCAUACAUCUAUCUUAUUGACCUGCAAUGAAAACGUCAC